AUGAGCUCUAGAGACAAUUUAAACGAUGCUGGGAAAGUCUCCGAAAGCGAAAAUGAGAGGACGUCCUUGUCAUCUAUUGAGUCAAUCGCACCAAUAGUGGGAAGUGAGCAUUCUCUUGAGGAAGUUCCACUCACCGAAGCCGAUGAAGGCGGUGAAUCAUCAAAUCCUAUUUUGCGAAAGUAUAGGGAAGCAUGCCAGAGUGGAGAUUUGAGCACGGUUAAAGCUCUGGUAGAGUCCGAAGCUAUUGAUCUAAAACACGAUUACGACGAAGAUAUGGUAUCGGGAUUGCAUUGGGCAAGUAUCAACAAUCGCCUUGGAGUUGUCAAGUACUUGGCCCAGAAUGGUGCUGACGUCAACUUCCAGGGCGGAAAACUAGUCGCUACGCCGUUACACUGGGCCGCAAGAUACGGAUACGUCUACAUCGUUGAUUUUUUAUUAGAGAAGGGUGCUGAUCCUACUUUAGUAGACCAACAGGGGUUCAACCUACUACAUUUGUCAAUCAACUCGUCGAACAUAAUGCUUGUAUUAUACGUGCUGUUUUUUGUAGUUGGCGAUAAGUUGAACAUUGAUUCACUAGAUCCAAAUAACCGGACUUCGCUUUUGUGGGCCGCAUACCAGGGCGAUUCACUAUCGGUCAAAGCUCUUUUGGACUUCAACGCCAAUGCCACCAUUGUUGACUCAGGCGGAUUUUCACCUUUGCAUUGGGCCACAGUGAAGGGUCAACCUCAAGUUUUAAAAGCUUUGAUUGCAUACGGUUGUGAUUUCUUUCAAAAGACAAAAGACAAGAAGGAUUGUUUCGUGAUAGCAAAAGAAAUGAACACUGAAGACAGUUUGUCUAAUGCUUUGAUGGAAAAUGGGUUAAAUACCGAUGGAACGCCCAUUAAGAAAUACUUUUCCAGCCCUCAACAGGGUAAAUUGGUAACGUUCGUAACCCCAUGGAUCUUAGUUGCAAGCACCCUAAAAUUGUUUGCAAGUAUCAAUUUCUUCAUUGCUAUAGUGUUUACAGCAGCACUAUGGUUGAGCUCACUCCAAGGGUUGAAGAACUUUGUUAUUCCUUCUUAUUCCUUGAGCCGAACUGGCAAUACAUUUCUCAAAACUCCGUUUCUAGCGGGCAUUCUCUUAGGGAGCGUGGCCUGCGUCAUUUACGUAUGGUUCACCAGGGUUAUGCUUACAACGAUUGUCGAGGAGCCAGUAUUCAACCUCUUGUUUGUAACGCUUGCUACCAUAUGCGUUACCUCAUUUUGUCAUCUGGUUUUAUCAGAUGCUGGCAAAAUUUCGAAGGAGGAUGAUUACGAACAAACCAAGGGAACCAUUAAAGAGCUUCUAAGAAUCGGUAAAUUUGACACUAGAAACUUUUGCACCGAAAUAUAUGUGAGGCGUCCUUUAAGGUCUAAAUAUUCCAGAUUCAACGACGCAUUGAUAACGCGAUUCGACCAUUUUUGCCCUUGGAUCUACAACGACGUGGGACUGAAAAAUCAUAAGCUAUUUCAAUAUUUUUUAUUGUCGCUACUUUUGGGCGUGAUCUUCUUCACAAAGACAUGUCUAGAAUAUUUCGACGUCUUAGAAGAUGAAUCUGAUAUUGACUUCAAGUGCGGAAUUUUCGAAGACGAGAUUUGUGCUGGUUUGAAAUUGGACCCCUAUGCAUUCCUAGUAAUGGUGUGGGCCAUACUGCAAGCCGUUUGGGUGUCACCUCUACUUGUAACGCAGCUUUUUCAAACCUUCAAAGGCAUCACUACGCAAGAGCUUACUGAGGGAUCUCGUAAACGUCAUGGGCACGACACUACUAAUGAGUUUUUUGUCACGACGCCUACUGAUCUUAUGAACGAAGAGGAGUUGAAUGCGUUAAAUCAAGGAUCAGUCAACCAUAAUGAUAGAAGUUUAUUGAGGUCGCGGGGUUGUUUUAGCGUAUGUUGUAGCCUUAUUGGUUUGGACCAAUUUGUCAUAGUAGUACGUGACAUUCUCGGCUUGACUAGAGACUCACAAACAACGAGGCGUACUGCCACACUUGGCAAAUUCGCAACUGACUACGGCUGGAAAACAAAUUUAAAAGAUUUCUGGCUUCUUAGCGAUCACACAGCUCCGUUCUGGCAAAGGCUCCUUUAUUCUCCGCCCGAAUACAAAGCAAACUUGAAUAAUAUUGAAGUGGACUACAGGACGUUAUAUACCCUCCCAGAGCGCACGAUUCCACAAGAACAAAUGGUAUAA
Lachancea nothofagi CBS 11611 is the source of this 2205-nucleotide messenger RNA. The record is from the annotation of a GenBank genome assembly. Lineage: Eukaryota; Fungi; Ascomycota; Saccharomycetes; Saccharomycetales; Saccharomycetaceae.